UUAGGGUGUAUCUGGUCUGUGUUUUGGCUUUGUUUGACUUCUAACCACCCACUGACCAUCCCAGCAUAACAACAGCGGAACUUCUAUAUAUUCAAGUGAAUCAAGAAAGUAGCAACAAGAAAAUACAGUCUGUUCCUUGGAAGGCCAUUCUAACCUCAGUGCCUGUGUGGGCUUUGGUUUUUACGCACUUUGGUCACAACUGGGGAUUCUACAUCCUGUUUAACGACUUGCCAUCAUAUAUGAACAACAUACUGCAUUACAAUAUUAAAGAGAAUGGAGUUGUGUCUUCUCUGCCUUACCUGUUUAUGGCUGUCUUCAGUUGGUGUGGGAGUUAUUCUGCUGACUUGCUCAGAAGAAAGAAUUAUUUAAGAAUUACCAUCAUCAGAAAAAUCUGUAAUACUAUAGGUUUUGUCGGACCGGCACUGUGUCUCUUUGGGGUAAUCAUGGUCGGAUGUAACCACAUCAUCAGUAGCGUUUUGUUUGCUUUAUCGAUGGGGUUUAAUGGGUUCAUCUCUGCUGGUUUUAUUGUAUGUCACAUGGAUCUAGCACCAGACUUUGCUGGGACUCUGAUGGGAAUUACUAACGCAUUUGGGAAUAUCAGUGGUUUUCUUGCUCCUUAUUUUGUUGGAGUUUUAACACAGGAAAAUGAAACUCUCUACCGAUGGACUCUAGUGUUUUCCAGUUCUAUAGGAUUCUAUAUUGUGACUAACUUACUCUUUGUGGUAUUUGGUUCUGCAGAACUUCAACACUGGGGUGUAGCUUCAAACCCAGAAAACAAAGAAAUGGAUAAAAUUCCCAGUUCAGCAACAAAUUAGCCAGAUUAAUAAUAAUUAACUUUUCAGUGACAAACCAGCUCAGUUUGAUAACUAAACAGUUCAGCACAAACUAUUCAUGUAAACAGUUUAUACAAGAAAUGCAUACAAGUUUUCUUAGUAUUAAAAAAUACACACUUAUUAUUUUAUUUACAUGUUUCAUAAGUAAGCACAUAGAGAUUUCUUUAAUAGAACAUACAGGUCUAAACAGUGACUGGUACAAAACCAUAAGUACAGAAUCUUUAAGUAACAGUUCAUACAAAUAAGCAAGUUGUAUGAGUAGAAACCAUAAAUAGUAAUUGGUACAAGAAAACACAUGAA
Molecule: messenger RNA, 1133 nt
Organism: Limulus polyphemus (Atlantic horseshoe crab)
Lineage: Eukaryota; Metazoa; Arthropoda; Merostomata; Xiphosura; Limulidae
Product: putative inorganic phosphate cotransporter
Exons: 6
Coding region: 240-815 (191 amino acids)
Biological process (GO): transmembrane transport; monoatomic anion transport
Molecular function (GO): transmembrane transporter activity
Source: RefSeq, a predicted model, not a curated record